CCAGACUGAACUCCAAUUUGACUCCAUUGUUGAGUUCUACAAGUGUGUCCGCCUCAAUAUGAAACACUUGGUUCCGAGCCGCAGUGUUAGAUUUUAUAAACACAACCCUAGAUCUGUAUCCCAUCAUUCUACCAAUGCCAAAAUCAGUUCUUUCCUCGAUUUCUGAUACCGUCACUCUUCUUCUAAAUACCCCAAUUGUUCCUCCGCUCUCCAAACGAACAAAGGAUGUCGCGCUCACCGAGUUACCUCGUUCGACUCCUCGACGACAUGCGGAAGCACUGGAGCUGGAGAGAUCUCGUAGCGUAGAUUUGGCGGCUGGAGAUCUGUGUCUACAGAGGAUAUCAGACGAAAGCAGACGUACAAGUACCCAGAGUCACGGAAGUAGUGAUCGGUCUGUAAGAGACGACCUGCCUACUGGGAUGGUGGAGCCAGUCACACAUCAGUUGUCCAGGCGGUCAUCGUAUAUACAGGAGGAGUUAGAGCCCGACCUACAUCUAGCACCGGAUGCUGAGCGCGCAACGAGCCGGGAAAAGAUGUAGUUCAGGUUUGCAUGUGGUAACUCCAAGUUGGUUGUAUGAUCCACAAGCUGGUGUGGCUGGAGCUAAUGGAACAGCAAG
Molecule: messenger RNA, 617 nt
Organism: Suillus subalutaceus
Lineage: Eukaryota; Fungi; Basidiomycota; Agaricomycetes; Boletales; Suillaceae
Exons: 3
Coding region: 135-539 (134 amino acids)
Source: RefSeq, a predicted model, not a curated record